AUGCAGUUCCAGCUCACCUGUGUCCAGCAGGAGGCGGUGGUCAGUACCCUUCUGAUUGGGGCCUUGCAGGCUUCCCUGGUCGGCGGGUGGCUGAUUGACCGCUAUGGCCGAAGGAAUUCCAUCAUCCUCAGCAACGUCCUUAUCCUGGCAGGGAGUCUGGUCCUGGUUAGCACCUCUUACUUAGCGCUGGUGGUGGGAAGAAUCACGGUGGGCUUCGCCAUAUGCAUCUCCUCCAUGUCCUGCUGUGUCUUUGUGUUGAAGAUGGUCACCGACAAGCAUAGGUUUUUUUUUGGACCCAACGAAGUCUGUAUCACCGUGGGCAUUCUGGGAGCUUAUGCCAUGAACUAUAUCCUGUCUGAUACCAGACAUGGAUGGAAAUAUCUGUUUGGGUCAGCCAUCGUGCUGACUUUGGCUCAGUUCGUCUCCAUUUGGUUCCUCCCAUCCAAUGCUGGAGCACCUGCAAAAUGCCAAAGGGCAGGCGCUCGAAGCCAAAGAGGCCUUAUUCGCUUCAUUGAGGAUCACGAAGUAGAGAAUUCAGCAACCGUUUCCAACAUACUUGAUAACGCACAGUACAGCAUUGUGCACCUCUUACAACGGCUGGAUAACAUGAGGACCAGGACUAUGAUAGGGCUGGGCUUGGUGAUCUAUCAUCAGUUCACCGGUCAGCCCAACGUGCUCUUCUACAGCUCAACCGUCUUUCAUUCAGUGGGCUUUGAGAGUAAUGCCUCAGCAGUGCUGGCAUCCGUGGGCAUGGAGGUAGUCAAAGUGAUCGCCACCUUGGUCUCCAUGGUGUUUGCCAAUAGGGUUGGCAGGAGGCCUCUGCUCAUCGGUGGAUGUACAGUAAUGUCUGUGUGUUUGAUCACCAUAGGACUUCUGAGCAGGCGUUCGGUGGUCAACACCAAGACACCCUGUAGUGCUGGGGAUAACGUUUUCACAGAUGAAAAUGCUAAUAAAGCACAAUAG
Oncorhynchus masou masou (cherry salmon) is the source of this 963-nucleotide messenger RNA. RefSeq names its product solute carrier family 2, facilitated glucose transporter member 10-like. The transcript has 2 exons. NCBI's taxonomy places the organism in Eukaryota, Metazoa, Chordata, Actinopteri, Salmoniformes, Salmonidae. Gene Ontology annotation, cellular component: membrane. Bases 1 to 963 code for a protein of 320 amino acids. Gene Ontology annotation, biological process: D-glucose transmembrane transport; circulatory system development. The record is from RefSeq and is a predicted model, not a curated record. Gene Ontology annotation, molecular function: symporter activity; D-glucose transmembrane transporter activity.